Molecule: messenger RNA, 930 nt
Organism: Cryptomeria japonica (Japanese cedar)
Lineage: Eukaryota; Viridiplantae; Streptophyta; Pinopsida; Cupressales; Cupressaceae
Exons: 1
Coding region: 165-626 (153 amino acids)
Biological process (GO): translation
Cellular component (GO): ribosome; large ribosomal subunit
Molecular function (GO): large ribosomal subunit rRNA binding; structural constituent of ribosome
Source: RefSeq, a predicted model, not a curated record
AGUAUAACUUUAUGGGAAGAGCACAUUUGGUUGUGCCCUGGUACCACUAGAAAAAGUUGUUUAGCAAUUUUUAAAAAACGUUGUGUAGUUUUGCAAAUUUUGGGCAUUACAAUUCCCAAUCACUUCUUCAAUCAAUUUCUGGAAUCUUUGAAAACUUUGUUUAAAUGGCAUUUGAACAAAGUCUGAGGCGGCCUGUGGCGGCCACAAUCCGAAUGAUUGUCCCAGCGGGAGGAGCAAAGCCUGCGCCCCCAGUCGGCCCUGCACUUGGCCAGUACCGCCUCAACCUCAUGACCUUCUGUAAAGAUUUCAAUGCCCGCACACAGCACAUCAAGCCAGAAACUCCCAUGUCUGUCCUCCUCACUGCUUAUAAGGAUAAUACUUUUGAUUUCAUUGUCAAGUCGCCCUCGGUCACAUGGUACCUUAAAAAGGCUGCUGGAAUUCAGGCUGGAAGCGGUAAGCCCGGGCACGAGACUGUAGCCACGCUCAGCGUUAAGCAUAUUUACGAAAUCGCAAAGAUCAAGCAGACUGAUCCUAAUUGUCAGACUAUGCCGCUGGAGUCCAUCUGUAAGUCCAUUAUUAGUACGGCUAGGACCAUGGGGAUUAAAGUUUUGAAAGAAUUAGAUUAGGAUUUUCUUUUUUGAAAUAUUUUAAUGUAAUGUGGUAUGUUUUUGAAGAAAUAUAUAUUUCAAAGCCGAAAGGGGCCCCAAUUUAUUGGAUAGAUUAUGUCAUGCCUGAUGGAAUGCGGUCUUUUAUGUGGAUUGUAAUUCAACAUUUCUUCGCAGACAAUUCGGUUCAAUCAUACAUUCUUUUUGAUAGUUCUUUUCUGGAUAGGGUUUUGUUCUUUCAAUUAUUUGUUAAAUUGUAAUCGAAGUGUGCAUCAAUGAGAUAUUAAUUUGCGAAUGGCACGAAAUAGAUUGCAAUUUGUGUUUA